Achroia grisella is the source of this 1059-nucleotide messenger RNA. RefSeq lists its product as uncharacterized. Gene Ontology annotation, cellular component: cytoplasm. The transcript has a single exon. Bases 1 to 1059 code for a protein of 352 amino acids. The record is from RefSeq and is a predicted model, not a curated record. NCBI's taxonomy places the organism in Eukaryota, Metazoa, Arthropoda, Insecta, Lepidoptera, Pyralidae. Gene Ontology annotation, biological process: protein transport.
AUGAGUAUUUUUUGUGAAAUAAAAGUGACUAAACCAGAGAAUGAAGAAUUCAUGCCUGGAGAUCCUGUAUCGGGCUUAAUUAGGUAUGAAGUAGAUGAAAAAAUUGUAUUUAAUAAAAUAAUUAUUUCUUUGAAAGGAUGUGGACGUUUACGUGUAUUAGAUAAACAAAAUAAUGAGCAACAUGUGCACACGAAUAAAGAAGAAUACGUUUCUAUUGAUAACGUUGUAGUCGAUGAAGAAGUUUCACUAGGCAUAGGAGAAUAUGAAGCCAAAUUUAGCUUUAAACUCCCAGAAAAUAUACCACCUACAUUUAUGUACCAAAAUAAUACAAUUUAUUGCCACAUAAAAUGCAAAAUUUAUUAUUAUAUAAGAAUUAAAUUUUUUACCCCAGAUUUAUUACAACUGCCUAUAAGUUUCAAGAAAGGGAUUAUAGUUGGAACAGCAUUUGUACCAAGUUUACCAGGAAAACCAGCUAAAUAUUAUAAAAAGAAGAAAAUAGCGAAAUUGACCAGAGGAAAGAAUACGAUAAGAAUAAAAGCUGCUAUUGAAAACUCGGUAAUUGGUGAUUGUGAGAUAGUAAGAUUUUGGUAUGAAAUUAUUAAUGAUACACAUGUGGAAAUAAAAAGGGUCAAAUUGAAAUUAGUAGAAGCUUAUGCUUUUAAUGCAACAAGAUUACAACGCGUCAAAAGGUUCAAUAAUAUUAAAGGAAUAGUAUCUAGAACAGUAGCUGUUAAGAGCGGUGGUACAAGAAAGAUAUUUGAAAUCAUCAUGCCAUUUGAUAAGAAAACAUUACAAUACUCCAAAAUAGUUACAAGAUAUUACUUUGUAAAAAUAAAAGUUAUCCUACCAUUGUUUCGUCAAAAUUUUGCACUUAAUAUUCCAAUUGAAGUCUUUAAUGAUAUUAAAGAAUCUGAUCGUUUUGAGUUACCACGAGCAUAUUGGGAGGUGAUGAGUGACUGCGCAAAGAGUAAAGAUAAAGUGUUUAGUCGUGAUGAAAAAUGGACAACAGAUGAUGAACAAUAUAUUUACUGUGAUGAUAUUUGUAAAAUAAAAUUUUAA